Impatiens glandulifera is the source of this 1786-nucleotide messenger RNA. Its product is annotated as zinc finger protein CONSTANS-LIKE 13-like. Gene Ontology annotation, molecular function: protein binding; zinc ion binding. The record is from RefSeq and is a predicted model, not a curated record. The coding region runs from base 234 to 1574 and encodes 446 amino acids. The transcript has 4 exons. NCBI's taxonomy places the organism in Eukaryota, Viridiplantae, Streptophyta, Magnoliopsida, Ericales, Balsaminaceae.
UUUUUUUUACCCGCCUCUUUCUCUCUCUUCUUUCUCUCUCUUCCAUCUUCAUUCAUUUUGUAUUGUAUGAUUGAGCUGACUCUCUUCAUCCAUCCUGCAAUUUCAGAUUUCAAAGUCAGAAAAUCUCUCCCAUGAUUUUAUUCAUAUAAUCAUCGAUUAAAAGUUUCAUCAGAUCCUCUAAUAACUUAAAUUUGCUCCUCUUUUCAAGCUGAAUCUGUCGUAAGAGGAAGAACAUGUCUGAAAUUUCUCCAUCGUGUGAUUUCUGCGACGAGAGAACAGCGGUUCUUUAUUGUCGUGCUGAUUCCGCCAGACUAUGUUUAUUCUGCGACCAACAAGUUCAUUCAGCAAACGCGCUUUCUCUAAAACAUGUCCGAUCUCAGAUCUGUGACAACUGCAGAUCUGAUUCCGUCGCCGUUCGAUGUAUUACUGAAAAUCUGGUGCUAUGCAGUGAAUGCGAUUCGGAUGCUCAUGGAAGUUCUACUGUUGGUAUUCACGAUCUUGAACGUAUACAGGGAUUCUCUGGUUGUCCUACAGCAACUAAAAUUGCUUCAGUUUGUGGAAUUGUUCUGAAACAUAACACGUCUAGUAAGAUUUCAACUUUAUCUAGAGAUUUUAAGGUAACGAAUUUUCAUGAUUUGAUGAUGAAAAGUGAUAACUCACAUGGCGCUAGUUCCCCUAGUGUUCCUUGCUUUGAGAUCCAGAUGACGCAGAACUCUGGAAAUAAGAGUUGUGGGAGAUAUAAAACUGUGUUCUUUAAACAGUUGGUUGAGUUAGCUAAUAGGGAAAUUGUGAGAUUUGAGGAAGAUGAGGUGGAGGUGGAGGAGGAGCUAGGUCCUGGAACACCAAGUGGAAGGGGCCAACCCGAAAUGAAUUUGGAUAUUUCCGAGUUUGAUAAUGGAGAGGAAGAGGAAAUGUUGCAGCAACAAACACCCUUUACAUCUUUGCUAAUGUUUUCUGAUCAUCCUGUUGAAUCAUCAAAGGAAGUUAACAAUCAUUGGACUUGCCACAACUCCCAUAAUAAGUAUCAGGCACCUCAGAUUUGGGAUUUUUGUUCACAAAAAUCAAGGAAUUGUGAUCAACCUGGAGACAUAGAAAUUAGAUGUGAUGCAAAUAAUUCUGGUUUUACCAUGAAUAACUAUAAUGACAUUAUGAAGGAAACCAAUUUGAUGACAAAUGCAUACGAAAUGAACUGUUUGUCUCAGUAUUUCAAAUCACCUUUGCAGAAGAAGGGUAUUGUUGAUGUGGGUCAGGAAUCAAACACUUUGAGCGAUGAUAAGUUUGUGUUUGGAGGAGCAUUGUCGUCGGAUUCAAAGAUGGUUGAAAUUGAAGCUGAUGAACAAUCUAAAACUGAUACAAAUAAUCUUAAUAUGGCAGAGAAAAAAGCUGGGUAUAGAGGUAAUGCCUUGUUAAGGUAUUUGGAGAAGAAGAAAAUGAGAAGAUUUGACAAACACAUUAGGUAUGAGUCGAGGAAGGCAAGAGCUGAUACUAGAAAAAGGGUUAAAGGUCGGUUUGUAAAAGCCCUUAAUGAUGAUGCUGAUGAAGAUGAUGAUGAUGAAAAGAGCUUAGUUUAUUAAUUAAUUUGCCCACAGAUAUAUAUAGCUGGAUGAUCUUAUUCAUUUCUCUUGUACAUAAAAACAAAAACAUCAAAAUAUGCUUUUUGUGUAAGUUUGUUUGAAUAUGGAGAAGAGAUAUGUUUUUCCUUGUGUACUUUGAUUUGAAUAAAACGAUGAUCUUUUCAUCAAGAUUUUGUUUCUGUGAACUAAAGGGAACCAUGAUUGAUUGUUUA